CUUCCCCCGUGAGACUACAUUUCCCAGAGUGCAAUGGUGGGGUUGUGUAAGUUUCUCCGUGGAGAAGGUGCAGGCAUUUUCGUUGUGUCGAGAAAAAUAAAGGGAUAUAAAACAGGCAACGGCGACAGCACAUAAUUUAUUUAAGUAGGGAGUUGGUGGUACACUACAGUUAAUUAAAGCGGUUUAUAACAUUGCGAUUUUCAUUUAAAAAUAUCUUUACAGAAAGAAAUCGGAAGGGAGCUUAAAAAAUGUCCUCCGCUCAAGCUUCUAGGAGGCAGUGGUGUUAUCUGUGCGACUUGCCAAAAAUGCCAUGGGCCAUGAUUUGGGACUUCAGUGAGGCUGUUUGCAGGGGGUGUGUCAAUUUUGAAGGCGCAGAUCGGAUUGAGAUAUUGAUUGACGCUGCCAGACAGCUAAAAAGAACACAUGUGAUGCAAGAUGGCAGAUCUCCGGGGCCCACAACAGGGAAACAUGGACCCAUGGGCAAGGAGGGCCCGAUGGAAGGAGGGAGGUCUGUUGUGGAGAGGUAUGUUAUGAGUGGGGAAAGGGGAAGGGUGCUUACAGAAUAUGGUGCAACACCCAGGCUUCCAAACGGCUUGCCAAGGCCAGAGGAUAGUCCAUCAGAUGCCAGUAGACAGAGCCCAAACUCCAGAAGAACUUUAGUUGGAUCAGUGCCACCAAAUUUGGUCUCACAGAGUUUGGUCGCAGGACCCCAAGGCCUUUUGGCAGCAGUGCCUGGCCUAGGACCUAGAACGAGUGGAACACCCCUAACCAUCACUACCUCUGUACUCAGUGAUUUAAGCAAAAGGCCUGCAUCAGUGUCUUACAGUGACUUUGAAAAAGAUCUUAAAGAGAAGCAGCGUUAUGCAGACGCUUAUGCUGAAUUGAGUGAAAGUAUGAGAAAUCGAGCUGAGGAGUGGUCAGGCAAGCCAAAAGUAGUGAAGGACAGCCUGGUUUCACUAUACAAUUGCACACCUUUUAAUAUCCGCUUUAAAAAGGACCACAGUUUGGUUGGCCGCAUAUUUGCUUUUGAUGCUGUACAGAAGCCUGGUAUGGAAUUUGAGCUGAAGGUUUUCACUGAAUACCCAUGUGGCUCUAACAAUGUAUUUUCCACCAUCGUUGGAGUUGCUAAACAGAUGUUUCAGGACUGCUUAAAAGACUCCAGUAAAGUUGUAUCUUCAGGUUUUAAAUAUGUGGAGUAUGAGAAGAGGCACAACACCAAUGACUGGCGUCUUUUGGGUGAGCUCCUUACUGAGUCUGUUCGCUUUUUCAAAGAGAUGGCAGCUGUUGAUCAGCUUCCACAACCGUAUCUUGAUGCAAACUGUCCUGUGUUACCUUCAUCAUUGUGCAGCUAUGGGCGUAAUUUGCCCCCCAGGGCUGGAAUGCGUCGACGUAAACCAUCCCCUGAACCAGAUGGGGAGGUGGGAGUUACUGGAAAACUUUCAGGUGAUGAACAGCAGCAAAGACAGCAGUGGAUUCAGCAAACCUCUGUUAACAUGUAUUCUGGAAUGCCACUUUUACCACCCUCUUCAGUUGUGCCUCAUACCAGCCAGUCCUCAACAGCAGAUGGAGUGUUUCGCAAUGACCCAUCACCUAUUACUGCCCUGAAAAAUGUUGCAGAUAACCUGGGAACUGUGCAAUCUCCCAAAGAAGCAAAUCAGGUUCAUUCUACCACAGUUUCACGACAGAACAGUGGCAGCCCAUCUUCUCCAGUCACUACAGCUGGGCAACAUCGUUUGGUGUCACGGAAUGGAGAACCAUCCUCAACACCUGGAUCUUCUAGUACACAUCCGGGGAGCAGCGACCAGCUGAAUACGCAAAACACACCAGAUUCUUCUGGGGCACCUAGUAGCUCACCUCUGUGCUGCACAAUUUGCCAUGAACGUUUGGAAGAUACUCAUUUUGUUCAGUGUCCAUCUGUGCCCAGCCACAAGUUCUGUUUUCCAUGUUCCCGGGAUUUCAUAAAGGGCCAAGGUGCCACUGGGGAAAUCUACUGUCCUAGUGGAGAGAAGUGUCCUUUGGUUGGUUCUAGUGUACCAUGGGCUUUCAUGCAGGGUGAGAUUGUCACCAUCCUUGCUGGUGAUGUGAAAGUAAAGAAAGAGCGAGACCCGUAGAACUUCAUAUGUUACUGUGUUUGCUGGGCAUAUGUGAGGUGGUGGUAGCAGUGGAGAAGAUGGGCUCAGUGAUGCUGCAUAUGUGGAACUGAUAUCCUUUUUAUUAUUUUUCCCUAAAUCGGUGGCAGACCAGCUGAGGGUUGCAGUGCAUUCUCUGUGCUGCCCACCCAUUUUUUUUUUCUUUGUUUUUAAAAAAAAAAAAAAAAAAAAAAAAAAAAAGACUGCUACUGCAUCAAGCCAGACGUCUUCUGGAAGCUGAUUAAACUUCAGCAGUUUUAAAAAUGUGUUUGUUUGUUGGUCUAACUUGCAGCAUCAUUAUAUGAGUAAAUUUAGUUGUUCGGGGUAGUGUAGUGGGGUGUGUCAAGCUCAGUUUUCACGUGAAAGUGCUACAAUUUGGUAGAAGGAUGGCUGCAUCCCAUGAAAGGUGCUGCUGGUCAGUUCUAAAGUCUUUGUAAAAGAAUUGUGCAUUUAUUUGCUGUUUCUCAGUACUAUUUAACCCAAACCUUACUUCGUUGCUUUUUAUGUAGAAAAUAAAAAGUUCAGUUAACACAAUUUCAAUUUAUCUUUUACUUUGAUUGCAACACCAAACCCUGUUGACUUUGCACAGUUUGACUUGUCUGAGUAAGGUACAUUUUGCUUCAUAGCAGAUUGCUAGAGCAUUUACAAGAUUGCAUUGUGGUGGUUAGCAGUUAGCAAAUGGAAGUUACCUUGCAGAUUGUAAAUAGUGGACUUCAGAGUAAUUGAUUAAAAUAAAAAAUGAUUGUGAUUUUUCUGGGGGGGGGGGGGUUAAACUCGCAUCUAUAAAAAAAAAAAAGUUCCUUGUUUUUGGUGUGUUCAUUAUUGAAGACCCCCCCCCCCCCCCGAGUUUCUCCUUUUUCAAAACAAUAAGUAACCAGCACAAUAUUUAUAGCUGUGAUUACUGCUAAUGCAGUGGUGCUUUAUGGUACUUUAAAGGCAAGCAUUGGUUCCUGAUUUUUCACUGACAGCAGCAAUGAUUGGGUUGAUUACUGUAGUAGUAGUGUUUGCUGGGCGAAAUCAUGAACAUGUAUGUUUUAAUUUUAUUUCUUAAGGAAGCUAUGCAGUUUUUAAAUUAAGAAGAUGCCCCACUGUUAUGUCGUGCUUGUCAAUAAACUUUGUUUUGUCUUGUC
Messenger RNA from Protopterus annectens (West African lungfish), 3259 nucleotides. Its product is annotated as interferon regulatory factor 2-binding protein 1-like. The coding region runs from base 249 to 2111 and encodes 620 amino acids. NCBI's taxonomy places the organism in Eukaryota, Metazoa, Chordata, Ceratodontiformes, Protopteridae. Gene Ontology annotation, biological process: regulation of transcription by RNA polymerase II. Gene Ontology annotation, molecular function: transcription corepressor activity. The record is from RefSeq and is a predicted model, not a curated record. Gene Ontology annotation, cellular component: nucleus. The transcript has a single exon.